This is a messenger RNA of Chara braunii, 1305 nucleotides long. Lineage: Eukaryota; Viridiplantae; Streptophyta; Charophyceae; Charales; Characeae. The record is from the annotation of a GenBank genome assembly.
GCAGGGGUACCGCCAGCUGAGAGAGAGACGACGACAAACAUGGCGGCGCAGCUUUUCGGGAAUGUGAUGGAGUUGGUGGGGAUUGCAAUAUGGAGUUUCUACGUGGAAGACGGCGUCUCGUAUGCUGAGGAUGGUGGGCAAGUUGACGAAGACGUGGUCGGCUACUAUGCUAACAUUUGUGCAGGGUGUGUGGACUGGGAAGUAGAUAGUGAGAUGGACCGUGAAGGGGAUGUAGGGGACAGGGAUGAACAUGAGGGGGGGCCUGGAGGAUGGUGCGAGAACCUGAUGGCGCUUUCUUUGCAGGGCGACACCGAGACUGCCGACGCCGUCACUCAUCUGCAGCAGGGUGAUGGAGACCAGGCGGAUGAGUGGGAGGUGGAGCAGGGGUUCUUGGCAGAGGCGGUGGUUGUGAUGGAGGAGAGGCAGGGGAUCGGGGAGAUUGGCGUGAAGGGUGGGAAGGUUGACGACAUUAACAACAUCAGCAACGACGACGAGCAGCAAAUGGCCGAAAUGGGCGAGAUGGGCGAGGAGGAUGAUGACAACAACAACGAUGGGGUCGCUCAUCUGCAGCAAGGUGAUGGAGACCAGGCGGAUGAGUGGGAGGCGGUGCAGGGGUUCAAGAUAGAGGCGGCGGAUGUGGUGGAGGAAAUCCUGGGAAUGGGCGAGAUCGGCGAGAAGGGUUGGAAGGUGGACAUCAACAACAACAACAACAACAACAACAACAACAACAACAACAACAACAACAACGACAACAACAACAAAAACAAAAACAAAAACAACAACAACAACAACAACAACAACAACAACAACAACAACGACAGCAACGAUAACAACUUCGACAACGAUGGCGAGCAGCCUAUGGGCGAAAUGGGCGGGACAGGAGUGAAGGGUGGUGGCAAUAACAAUAACAUCACUGAUAACAACAACGAUGAGGAGGAGGGAUUGGGCAAAAUGGGCGACGAGGGUGUGAAGGACGACAACAACAGCAAUAACAACGGCGAUAACAUCCACAACGAUAACGAAAACAACAACAACAAAAACAACAACAACAACAGCAACAGCAACAAGAACAACAACAACCACGACGACAGCGGCAACGACAGUCACAGGAGCAGCGGGGCAGAGAGGGCCUGCCGUGCAUCCAAGCUCCUGAUGAGCAUCAUGGGGAAGAUGUCGCAAUCAGCGCAGUCGGGGGGAGUAGUAGCUCGUUGGGGUUGGCGAAGUGGGGUUUGUGGUUGAAGGUGCGACUUACUAUUCCCCCCCCUCCCCCCCUCCUAUUCGGUGAUUUCCUAUGCUGAUUCGUGU